Myzus persicae (green peach aphid) is the source of this 1912-nucleotide messenger RNA. RefSeq names its product protein muscleblind (gene mbl). Lineage: Eukaryota; Metazoa; Arthropoda; Insecta; Hemiptera; Aphididae. Gene Ontology annotation, molecular function: metal ion binding. The transcript has 9 exons. The coding region runs from base 1046 to 1801 and encodes 251 amino acids. The record is from RefSeq and is a predicted model, not a curated record.
GCCACGCAGACCGCGCGACAGUCCGUCGUACGACUACAACUGCAGUAGACCAUUGCCACGAGCAUUAUACCAAGCGCGGUAUAACACUGCAGCUCGACGCCGUCGCCUCCGCCGCCGCCGCCGCCACCGCCACCACCACCACCAUAUAGACAUACACACACACGCCGCCCGUCGCGAGACACCUACAGACCGCCGUCGUCCCCACCGCCCCCGUAAGCCCGCCGAAUUCGACAUUCGAAAUUGAAAAAUUUUUUUUUUCCGAACAAAUUUCGAGGCAUCGAAGAUUUUGAGGGAAAAAAUUUUUUUCUCAUCUCAAAUUUUUCCGACGUCAAUUUUUUUUCUUCAGAAUACUUGCGUAUAUUUUUCAUUCCUUCGUCCGCCCGCGAGAACCGGUCCCGUCGCGGUACUGCACCCCACAGACGCCGACGCCGUCGCCGCCACUUUCCGACCGCACCGAGCUCGCCAGCACAAGUCAUAACGUAAUAUAUAGAUAACGCUGAAAACCGAGUGUGUCAUCUUUGUCGUCUUCACUUGUCUUUACUGCAGAAACAGCUCACGCUCGUCCACGGAAACGGUGCCGAAGCUCCUAGCCAAACACCAUCACAAUAUCAUUAUUAUACGCACGAGGUUUUCGAGCCGUUCGGCCAUCACCGCGUACCUGUCCGCAGCACGUCAUAAUAUAGGUACGCCACGAGACGCCCAGUGAACCGAAAAACCAACGGAGAAAACGUCAGACCGGAGAGGGAGGAAUCGUCGCCGCAGCACGCCACACACCGUCGUCGUCGCAGUCGUUCCUGCAACUGAGACGAACCGUAACCGUCCGGCAGUCGACACAGUGCGCGCGUACACCGAGCACGCGUCGUGUGAUCAUUGCGAGCUUUGCACCGCACGCGGCAGGUAGACAGACAGCUUUCGUCGUCGUCCGUCGCCGAAUCGUUUCGUAAAUAAUAAUAAUAUUAUAAUACGCGCACGGACAUCAGACGUCCACAGCGGUACCUCAGAUCGAUCGAACACAUAUUUUGUUUUCGUUUUUCCUCCCGAUAAAAUGGCCGUGGUCAACAUGAACAAUCUGCUGAACGGCAAGGAUUCCAGAUGGCUGCAGUUGGAGGUGUGCAGGGAAUACCAGCGAAACAAGUGCUCCAGACCCGACACUGACUGCAAGUUUGCCCACCCGGCCGCCAACGUGGAGGUCCAAAACGGCCGCGUCACCGCCUGCUACGACAGCAUAAAGGGCAGGUGUAACCGAGAGAAACCGCCGUGCAAAUAUUUCCAUCCACCGCAGCAUCUCAAGGACCAGCUGUUGAUAAAUGGCCGUAACCACUUGGCCCUAAAGAAUGCAUUAAUGCAGCAAAUGACUAUGGCUGCUAGUCAACAGAUAGUACCGGGGCAAGUUCCUACAGCAGUGGCAACGCCAACAGCAUAUUUGACCGGAAUCCCUGGAGCAAGUACCCAGGUCGGUAACACUUACACGCCAUACUUUAGCGCCGCCGGCCCGUUGAUUGGACCGACCACGAUAAUCACGUCAGACCCGAACAAUCCGCUGGCCAUGGCCGUGCAGCAGACAAUGGUUACACAACAGAAAAUGCCUAGGAACGACCGUCUAGACAUGGAUAUGAAAGCCGUUGGAACAUUUUAUUACGAGAAUUUUGCAUUUCCGGGAAUGAUGCAGUACAAACGAGCCGCAGGCGACAAGUCUGGAAUGCCGGUGUUUCAACAGAACACGGGAGCUUACCAACAAUUGCUUCAGCCGUUCGUGCCAACCGUAUCUUUUGCUGCACCACCGGGCAUUCCGAGGUAUUAACAUAACGACUGCAAUCCAGAAAUCAACCUGUGGUACAACAUGCAUCCAUUGAAUGUAUGGUUGUGGCCUAAUAAUUAUUAACAAAAUCACGUUCGAUUCAAGUCAUCAGUU